AUGCCUCCUAAAUUAUCCCUCGGACUAAACCUCCCCGGCAAGAAACCCCCCGGGGCGCGACCCCCGCCAUCGCUAGGCCAAAAGCGCAAGAAGACCAUCUUCGACGACGACUCGGACGAAGACGCAGCAGCAGAGAGUAAAGGCAGCGGCGACAACGCAGUAGAGAUUACCAGCAUCGGGGGCCUAGAAGAACCCGUCCAACCAGCCCCAUCAACCAAAUCCCCAUCCACAGCGCCUCCACCCGCAAAGCGCAAGAUCCCAUUCGGACAACAAGCGGCCGCCAAACCCAGCGCGAAGCCACUAAACAAGAGCUCCAUCUUCGCCGACGACGACGACGAUGACGAUAACACCAACAACACAAGUGAACAACUCGACAAAAACACCGGAGUCCAAUUCGGCCUAAACCCCAGCAAACCCAGCACAGCAGAAUACACCAACCUCUCCGCCCUCCACAGCAGCCGCAAACACGCGCAACAAGCCGAAGACCUCGACCCCUCAAUCUACUCCUACGACGCCGUCUACGACAGCCUCCAAGCCGCGAAGCCCCAAAAGAACAAAAAGAAGGACGGGGCAGAAGGCGAAGAAGAAGUCCCACGCUACAUGACCUCCCUCCUCCGCAGCGCCGAAGUGCGCAAGCGGGACCAGCUGCGCGCGCGAGACCGCAUGUUAGCGAAGGAGCGCGAGGCAGAGGGCGACGAGUUCGCGGACAAGGAGAAGUUCGUGACGGCCGCUUACAAGGCGCAGCAGGAGGAGAUGAGGCGGGUGGAGCAGGAGGAGGCGGAGAAGGAGCGGGCGGAGGCCGAGCGGCGGAAGAAGAACGGCGAUGUGGGGAUGUUGGGCUUUUACCGCGAUGUGUUGUCGAGGGGUGAGGAGGAGCAUGCCGCUGCGAUGCGUGCGGCGGAUGAGGCUGCUAAGAGGGUGAAGGAGGGGGUUGCUGGGACGGAGGAGGAGGAAGAGGCUAGGAAGGAAGCGAGCAAGGAGAAGACGGAGGCGCAGGUGGCUGCCGAGUUGAAUGCGCGUGGGGCUCGCGUUGCUGUCAAUGAUGAGGGUAGCGUGGUGGACAAGCGCCAGCUGCUCUCUGCGGGCCUCAACGUGGCGCCUAAACCGAAGGCGGCGCCCUCGGCGGCGCCGGGUGGUGGAGCUGCCCGCCCGGCAGCCAAGGCGCGGGUUGACGGGGCGCCAGCGUCGGGUCGUGCGGGCCAGCGCGCGCGCCAGACGGAGAUGAUCGCGGCGCAGCUGGAGAAGCAAGCUCAGGAGGAGGCGGCGGCCGAAGCGGCGAAGCAGAAGGAGCUGGAGGAGCGCAGUCGCAGUCGCAAGAGUGGUACCGAUGUCUCGAGUGCGCGCGAGCGGUUCCUGGCGCGGAAGAAGGAGCGGGAGGCUGCUGCUAAGGGUAAAUAA
Messenger RNA from Aspergillus candidus, 1398 nucleotides. RefSeq names its product splicing regulator NSRP1-like domain-containing protein. The transcript has a single exon. The coding region runs from base 1 to 1398 and encodes 465 amino acids. Gene Ontology annotation, biological process: regulation of alternative mRNA splicing, via spliceosome. Lineage: Eukaryota; Fungi; Ascomycota; Eurotiomycetes; Eurotiales; Aspergillaceae. The record is from RefSeq and is a predicted model, not a curated record.